GAGGAGAGGAAGAGGAGGAGUAGGAGGGGAGGGGGGGGGAAAGCCUUUUUAAUUCAUUUUCGUUCCAAAUUCCGCAUUUCGAGUCUCUGCAGCUAGCCGGACUUGUGGUGGUGGUAGUGUGGGUGGUGGUUGUGCGUGGGGUGUUUUGUUUUUUUGGGUUUUGUUGGUUUUUUUCCUUCCUUCUUCCUCCCUCCUCGCUGAGCGGGGAGAGGAGCCGGGGGGGAUCCCGCCAGGGUAGCCCCGUCCCCCGGCGGAGGGACGGCGAGAAGCUGUUGUUGUUUUGUAAUAAGAUUGUCUGGGUCGCGCCCCCCCCUCCUUCCCACCCCUCACCCCCCCCCACCCCCCCCGCAGCCCUCACGGUUUUUUUUGUGUGUGUGUGUGUUGUGUGCGCGUUCCCUCCCGUGUGCGGUGUUUGAAAAUGGAGGUUGAAGAUGCGGACUGCCAGCCCCGAUGUGCCUCAUGUUUGCGGCUCCUGUGCACCAUGUACCACUGCAGCCAGCGCUGAGGGGGAGACGGCGGCGACCCCCGCCCCGCCGCCCCGGAGCCCGCCCCGCCGGAGACAGCGUCGCCCCGGGGCUUUCAUGCCUUGUUGUUGUUGCCGUUAAUACAUCUUGAAUAUCUUGUGUAUUUUUGGUGUGGUGUGGUUGCUCCGGAAGAUCAACACCCAGGGACCUCAAAAACCCUCCGGUUUGCCAGUCCGAAGGGUCUUGUGUGUGGUUUUUUUUUUUUUUCCAUUUCUUGAGGCAACGUGGAUUUAUUUAUCCGGCCCCGCUUCUCGUCUGCCUUUUGCCUCCUUCGUUAUUUUUAGAGGACGGAGAGAGAAAAGAAAGCGAACAAUUUUGGACUUUUUUUUUUUUUUUUUUCGGAAAGGGGGAUUUAGUCCAAUUAAAAAAAGAGGAAUGAAGUCUGGCGCUGGAGGAGGGUCCCUCGCCGUCGUCUGGGGGUUUCUGCUCGUCUUCGCCGCACUUUGUCUGUGGCCAACAAAUGGGGAAAUUUGCGGGCCAAAUGUUGACAUUCGCAAUGAUAUCCAUGAGCUGAAACGCCUGGAGAACUGUACGGUAAUUGAGGGUUUCCUUCAAAUUCUGCUCAUCUCUAAAGCAGAGGAUUACCGCAACUUCCGCUUCCCAAAGCUCACUGUCAUAACUGACUAUUUGCUGCUGUUCCGUGUGGCAGGCUUGGAAAGCCUCAGUGACCUCUUCCCCAACCUUACAGUCAUUCGUGGGAGGAACCUCUUCUACAACUAUGCCUUGGUUAUCUUUGAAAUGACAAAUCUUAAAGAGAUUGGGCUUCACAAUUUGAGGAACAUAACCCGCGGGGCCAUACGGAUUGAGAAGAACUCUGACCUGUGUUACCUCUCCACGGUGGACUGGUCUCUCAUCCUAGAUGCAGUGUCCAAUAACUACAUUGUUGGGAAUAAACCUCCAAAGGAAUGUGGGGACUUGUGUCCAGGAACAAUGGAAGAGAAGCCAUUGUGCGAGAAGACAUCUAUUAACAAUGAGUACAACUACCGCUGCUGGACCACCAACCACUGCCAGAAAAUGUGCCCCAGCUCAUGUGGCAAGCGAGCCUGUACAGACCAAAAUGAGUGUUGCCAUCCCGAAUGCUUGGGGAGCUGCACGGCACCCGACAACAACACCGCCUGUGUGGCCUGCCGCAAUUACUACUACGAAGGCGUCUGCAUGCCCACCUGCCCUCCCAACACCUACAAGUUCGAGGGCUGGCGCUGUGUGACUAAAGAGUUCUGCUCCAAAGUCCCUGCCACCGAAACAAGCGAAUAUGAGAGGUUUGUGAUUCACAACGACGAGUGCAUGGCAGAAUGCCCCUCCGGAUUCAUACGCAAUGGGAGCCAAAGCAUGUUCUGCAGUCCUUGUGAGGGGCCUUGCCCCAAAAUUUGUGAGGACGGGAAAACGAAGACCAUUGACUCCGUCACGUCAGCACAAAUGUUGCAGGGAUGCACGAUUCUCAAGGGAAAUCUGCUGAUUAACAUCCGUCGUGGAAAUAAUAUCGCCUCAGAACUGGAGAACUUUAUGGGUCUGAUCGAGACAGUAACAGGGUAUGUGAAGAUUCGCCAUUCCCAUGCGUUAGUCUCCCUGUCUUUCUUGAAGAACCUGCGGUAUAUUCUGGGAGAGGAACAGGUGGACGGGAAUUAUUCCUUCUACGUGCUUGACAACCACAAUCUUCAGCAGCUGUGGGACUGGAACCAUCAUAAUUUGACGAUCAAGGAGGGAAAAAUGUACUUUGCAUUUAAUCCUAAACUGUGCGUUUCUGAGAUUUACCGCAUGGAGGAAGUUUCAGGAACCAAGGGACGACAGAGCAAAGGAGAUAUAAAUCCAAGGAACAAUGGGGAGAGAGCCUCUUGUGAAAGCCACAUUCUGCGUUUUGUUUCCAACACUACGCUUAAGAAUCGGAUUAAACUAACAUGGGAACGGUAUCGCCCUCCAGAUUACAGAGAUCUCAUUAGCUUCACUGUUUACUACAAAGAAGCACCAUUUAAAAAUGUGACAGAAUACGAUGGGCAAGAUGCAUGUGGCUCCAAUAGCUGGAACAUGGUCGAUGUUGACCUGCCACCGAACAAAGAGAACAAUCCUGGAAUUCUACUGCAGGGAUUGAAACCUUGGACUCAAUACGCCAUUUAUGUCAAGGCUGUUACCCUCACGAUGAUGGAAAACCAUCAUAUUCAUGGAGCAAAAAGUGAAAUUGUGUAUAUACGAACCAAUGCUGCAGUGCCAUCCAUUCCCUUGGAUGUUAUUUCAGCAUCCAACUCCUCAUCCCAGCUGAUUGUGAAAUGGAAUCCUCCCUCUCUUCCCAAUGGCAACCUCUCAUAUUACAUCGUACGCUGGCAGCAGCAACCUCAGGACAGUUACCUUUACAGACACAAUUACUGCUCCAAAGAUAAAGUCCCAAUUCGAAGGUAUGCUGAUGGGACCAUUGAUACAGAAGAAGCUACUGAACCCACCAAGCCAGAGGGCUGUGGGGGAGAAAAAGGACCUUGUUGUGCUUGUCCCAAGACAGAGGCAGAAAAACAGGCUGAGAAGGAGGAAGCAGAGUACCGGAAAGUCUUUGAGAACUUCCUUCACAACUCCAUCUUCGUCCCCAGACCCGAUCGGAAGCGGAGGGACGUGUUCCGAAUCGCAAAUGCCACUUUGGCUACUCGAAACAGGAAUGCGACUGGGACAGAUCACUUCACCAAUGUUUCUGACACAGAGGAGAGUGAGGUGGAAUACCCGUUCUUUGAGACCAAAGUGGAUGGCAAGGAGAGAACUGUCAUCUCCCAUCUCCAGCCUUUUACCCUUUACCGCAUUGAUAUUCACAGCUGCAACCAUGAAGCUGAUACACUUGGCUGUAGCGCUUCCAACUUUGUUUUUGCAAGAACCAUGCCUUCAGAGGGAGCAGAUAACAUUCCAGGAACGGUAGCAUGGGAAGCAAAAGAAGAAAAUACCGUCUACUUGAAGUGGUUAGAGCCUACAAAUCCAAAUGGGCUGAUACUAAUGUAUGAAAUCAAAUAUGGGCAGCAUGGAGAGGAGAAGCGGGAAUGUAUUUCCAGACAGGAAUACAAGAAGCUUGGAGGAGCUAAACUAACUCAUCUGAACCCCGGAAACUAUUCUGCUCGAGUUCAGGCCACUUCAUUAGCUGGAAAUGGGUCGUGGACUGAGCCAGUCUCUUUCUAUGUGCAACCCAAAUCAGCAAACUAUGGAAACUUCCUGCACUUGAUAAUUGUGCUCCCUAUUGCUUUCCUGCUCAUCAUUGGGGGAUUGCUGAUAAUGCUGUACGUCUUCAACAAAAAGAGGAACAGUGACAGACUGGGCAAUGGAGUACUUUAUGCUUCUGUGAACCCCGAGUACUUCAGUGCUUCGGAUGUGUAUGUUCCAGACGAAUGGGAGGUGCCCCGUGAGAAGAUCACCAUGUGUCGGGAGCUUGGGCAAGGUUCCUUUGGGAUGGUGUACGAGGGAAUAGCCAAGGGAGUGGUGAAGGAUGAGCCAGAGACCAGGGUGGCCAUCAAGACUGUUAAUGAGUCUGCAAGCAUGCGUGAGAGGAUAGAGUUCUUAAAUGAGGCCUCGGUGAUGAAGGAGUUCAACUGUCACCAUGUGGUUCGGCUGCUUGGUGUUGUUUCUCAGGGCCAGCCUACGCUGGUUAUCAUGGAGCUGAUGACACGUGGGGACCUCAAAAGUUACCUGAGAUCAUUGAGGCCAGACACAGAGAGUAAUCCUGGCCAGGCGCCUCCAACUCUGAAGAAGAUGAUUCAGAUGGCAGGAGAGAUUGCUGAUGGGAUGGCAUACCUCAACGCCAACAAAUUUGUUCACAGAGACCUUGCUGCGAGAAACUGCAUGGUGGCAGAAGACUUCACAGUGAAAAUUGGAGAUUUUGGCAUGACAAGAGAUAUCUACGAGACAGAUUAUUAUCGCAAAGGAGGGAAAGGUUUGCUGCCUGUCCGCUGGAUGUCCCCAGAAUCACUGAAAGAUGGAGUCUUCACAACACACUCCGACGUCUGGUCUUUCGGUGUUGUGCUUUGGGAGAUCGCAACGCUAGCGGAGCAGCCAUACCAAGGCAUGACCAAUGAACAAGUGCUCCGCUUUGUGAUGGAAGGAGGUCUGCUGGAAAAACCAGAUAAUUGUCCUGACAUGCUGUUUGAGCUGAUGCGCAUGUGCUGGCAGUACAACCCCAAAAUGAGACCCUCCUUCCUGGAAAUAAUCGGUAGCAUCAAAGACGAGCUGGACCCAGCAUUCAAAGAGGUCUCCUUCUUCUACAGUGAAGAGAACAAGCCUCCGGAUACAGAGGAGCUUGACCUGGAGACUGAGAACAUGGAGAGCAUUCCUUUAGAUCCCUCCUCCACCCUCCAACCCACUGACAAGCACUCAGGACACAAAGCCGAGAACGGCCCGGGCGUGGUGGUCCUUCGGGCCAGCUUCGAGGAGAGACAGCCGUACGCACACAUGAACGGGGGACGCAAGAACGAGAGGGCCUUACCCUUGCCCCAGUCUUCGGCCUGCUGAUCCUUAGAACCAGAAUCUCACAGAAACAAAACACAGAAAAACACAUGCAUCGGGGGAAGAAAGAAAGAAAAAAAAAUUACAAUAUAUUCAAAAGCCUACUGUACCUCAGUGGAUCUUCAGAACUGCCAUAGCUGCACUUGGGAGAACCCUUUUUUCAGUAAACAAGUUAUCGUAUUUUUCUUUUUUCAAUAUGCAAGCAGAUGUUUGUUUCAGUAAAGGACUCCAUUCAUGGGGCACACAGUCGGCCUUUUAAAACUCUAAUGUUAACACUUAAUAGCAACAGAAAACUUGAGAUCUGAUGUCUCUCUCUCUCUCUCUCCUCUCUCUCUCUCUCUCUUUCUGUCUCUCUCUUUGCUUCAUAAUGGGAAACAUAUCUGCGUGCAACUUCAACCGUACAGCACUUUUAUCAGAUCAAAGAUAUCGCAGGCCAGGUGGCUCCCCGCUACCCUUGCGAGCACCUGCCUAACACUGUAGGUCUUUAUAAAAAAACAAACAAACAAAAAAACCAACAAACAAAAAAACCCACAAAAAAAAAAAAAAAACAACAACACUAAAAAAGACUGGAUUUUUAAUGUUGCUCUUUAAUCUUUUUAGGAACAUGUAAAAGAAUAAAAAAGGGCCAUCAUUCGUCCAAGGUUGUUACCAUUUUCAACGCUGCCAAAUUUUGCCAAAAAAAAUGAACUCUGUUUUUUGUUUUUGUUUUGUUUUGGGUUUUUUUUGUAGGCAUGGAAGGAGCACAGUAAUCAGCUGCUCUGUUUAAAAGAGAUCCUGACCAAUACAUUCUAUUCAAUCAUACACUGGUAUUUAAAAAAAAAAAUCAAAAAAAAAAUCAAAUUGUCUAGAUCUUUUUUCAAAACUGGACAAAAUGUGAUUUAUUUUUUUUUCUUGUGAUGGAGAAGAUAAAAGGGAUGGGGUAAAGAAACAGACCUCCCUCCACCCCUGUUCCCAUCCCAAUGAAUUCUGGACAAAACUGGCAGUGGUGAGCUAAAUAAACGUGUGCAUUUCGUACAAAAAAAAAAAAAAAGUCAACCGCACGCCAAAAAUGAAACAUGAAAAACAUGAAAAUAACCGGCAGAGAUCUCCAUCGUUGCAGCCUGCCCUCCUUCACAGGCUUGCAAGGAAAAAAACACCUAGAAACAUAAAUUGGAGAAGACAAAAAAAAGCAGUAACCGGAUUCAAGUAUAUGAUGCUUUGUUGACCUUUUCUCUUUAUUAUUAAGACUUCUCGAAGGGUCUUGCAGUUCUAUGUUAGACCAUGGAUCAUUUGCAUACACAUUGUCUUUUGUGUCACUUUUAUAACUUUUUUACGGUUCAGAUACUCAUCUAUAUGUCUGUACAGAAAAAAGCUGCUAUUUUUUUUGUUCUUUAUCUUUGUGGAUUUAAUCUAUGAAAACCUUCAGGUCUGCCCUCCCUCCUUUCCCUGCCCUCCCCUCCCACUUCAACAAAUUUUCUUAUGCUUUGUACUAUAGUGUGUAACUUUUACUUCCUCCUUCCCAGUAACUGAUACCUUUCAUAUGAUUUGCCAUGAACUGUUUAAUGCCUUUUUAUAAAUACAUUUCCUCUUUUUUCUUUUUUUUUUUUUUUUUUCCAUUAGUUGUUUUGCAUCAUCUUGGCUGUGUGGGCAGCAGGGCUUUUGAGGGGGACAUGGAGAAAGAAGGGACACCCCGCACGGAACCACUCUAGCAGUGCUGUGGUGUGGUGUUUUUAAACCCCGGUUUUCCUUCCUUCCCUCCUUCCUUCCUUCCUUCCUUCCCUCCUUCCUUCCCACUAACCUCUGCCCGGACAGCACGCGAGUCUCUUACAGUGCAAGGCAUGAUACAAACUCAGGUCAGAAAAAAAAAAAAAAGGUUAAAUAUUUAGUACAUUCUCGUUCAGUGUUUAUACUCAUUGUUGUACGAGGGUCCUACCCCUCCUUCCCUCCCCGCUUGUUUUGGUUGUGGCACACAUCCACCCACCCAUCCCCCCCCCCCACACACAUGCGUAUUACUUUUUUUAUUUGUUGGGUACAACAGCAGACACCAGGCUUUUGGGUCACUGAUUUUUAAAGAGACUAUUUUAACCCUUCCACCCCGUGAAUAAGAGCUAUCCCAGUUGCAGCUGGUGAUGCCAGGCAUCUUAGGGUGGCCAUUGAACACCUGGCUCCAGCAAACUCCAGCUCCUCGCCUAAGGAGGAAGCUCCUUCCUAAGGAGGAAUCCCUCCUGGAGGGUGCCCUGGGCUGCGCUUUGCAGCCCCUGCUAAAAAUCCAACCUAACCAAACCCACCACCCCAUUGCCAUGGGGCUGGGUGGAAAGCACGUAGCUGGGGCCAGUGGCUUGGCUAGCAAACGGUUAAGUGUUGGCAGCUAUGGAAACCUGCACAAGUCCAAGCUUGUUGCUUAAAUCGUAGACCAAACCUCAGAACAAGAGCAAAGGAGUGAGCUUGUCUGUUCCGUCGCAGAAGCCUUGGUGCGAGGGGGAAGGAGGGGCCAUCAGAGGUCUACAGCCGAGGAGUGGUACCAGUCGCUCAGCUUACCUUAGUUACAGCAUCUAAGCCUUUGUUUCGCACUGAUCCAACCAAACGAUGGCAGUGAAGAGGUGGUUCUGGGAUGGAAACGUCUAAAUCUUUUGAGUAAGAACAAAGAAUUUAAAAUAUACUGAUUGCUAGUUUUGACUGGAGAUUUUAAAAAGUUUGUAGUGCUUUUUGCUUGUGUAGUUUAGGUCCCAUUAUCUUCUCUUGCCUCUGUCCCAUAGUUAUUUUUCACUUUUAAAAAUGAAAAAGACAAAAAAGUUAAUUAAGAAGGUAUUCUAUGUAGGAUUUUUUAUUUAUUUUUGUGAUAUCAGUUUAAAUCACUGUAGAGAUGCCCCAUAAUAAAUUUAAAUACUGAGAUAAGGGUUUUUGAGUAUGACAGGGGGACAGUUUUUGAUUUUUUUCAAACAUUUAUCUACCUCACUCUUAUUUUUUUAUAUGUGUGUAUAUACAAAAAAUACAUCUCACAUUUCUCAGCAGCCAUUAAAUGCCGUUGAUACUGGUAACCUCUCACUCCAUAUACCACAUGCUCUAGGUUCUGGAGGGGAACAGUCACUGCCUGUCACAAAGGGUCACUUCAGAAUAUUUGCCUCAAUUCCAGGGAGUUUCUCCAAUUUUUUUUUUUUUUGGUUCGGAUUCAUUAUUGUGAGGAGAAAUCCAAGCGUUGUCUGACUGAGGGUGACCAUUCUCUAAGGAAACACGGAGACUUUUUAAUGUGCUGUCACGGCAGUCCUCGUGUCAGCAGCAAAAUGCUGCGUGUUUAGAUGAGUGUAGACGUAGCUGACCUGAUGCGAGGACUUCAAAUUACGAGUAUUUGAUGAAAUCUGUUACAGAAAUCAAUUGUUUACAAUGUUUGAAGGUCCAGAGGAAUGGCUAGAGUAAAGGGAAUGGCCUUUCUGUUUGUCCUGUAGAAUGGGCGAAGUCAUUCCUGCCAGUUUUCCCUCAGAUGCCACAAGCACCAAAAAGACAUUUGGCUGAAUCAGCACCUAAAAAGCAAUUGUCUGGUCCAGCACUCGCCUUGCUUUCUUGACCAAAAAAAGAGAAAAAACCUGUCACGGGCUGCCUGAUGAUACUACUACAUCGAGUUUACAGCUUUGGAUCUUUGCUGCUUCUGUUUGAUGAGAGCACUGAUUUCUUUUUUUUCUUUUUUUCUUUUUUUUUUUUUUCAAAACUAACAUUGAAUUGAUUUCUUUUGACGUGCCAGUAAAAAAUUCAAUUCCCUUUUCUUCCCCCAUUUAUAUGCUUCAUAACUGUGGAUUCUGAUGGACCAGCCAUCAAAUUUUAACUGCCCUCUGACAGCGUGUAACUGGUUUACAAGCACACCGGACUAACACGAGCUUGCCGUCAACUUGAUGGAUAAUGUUCCUCUUUUUCCAGCUCUGGCAGCUGUUGGUGCAGGUGUUGGUUGUGGUGUCUGAAUAACGUGGUGCUUGGCUACUCCGAGUUGUACGCGGCCUCUUGAACACACAGCGCUGUGGUUACACGCUAGAGUGUGUCUUUGGAGGGAGGAUUUCUCUCUAGCCCUGAGAAACCAGCAAAAUUUAACGUUUUUACUAGGUUGUUUCGGUUUUCCAUUUUUGAUUAGGUUCCAGUGGCCUUUUGGUGCAGUGACUGUUCCCCUCUCUUGCACAUAUUGAUUACCACAACUGGAGAUCCUCAGAUCUUUCAGCUGGCUAGGAGGGUUUUGUUCAAACUGUCCAAGUUACUGGGUUUUAUAAUUGUACGUAGGUGGUUUUAAAAUGCAUUAGGACGAAACACUAAUGACGUAGCACCCAUCAUGAUAAACAUUUCAAAAAGCACUUCGGGAAAGACAGUCGCGUGACAUCACGUACACGUGCGUGGUGACAGUCAGCUCUCCUGGACCAAACCACCUUCAUGAUACCAUUGCGUUCUGUGUUUGCAAUUCAAGCUUAAUUCCUUUUUUGUUCUGUUUGUUUCCAUAGCUUUUUUUUGUUGUGUUUUGUGCAUUUUGAAUAGCUUUAUUCACAUGGGUUUUUCAUGCAGACUUCCCUUGGACAGUAAAUCAAGUUGUUUGUGCACGUGAACAACUGAGAAUUAAUGUUGGCUUGAUAGAGUCAUAAUAUGGUUUGUAAUGUUGUUCUUCCCUGAGACCACUGGCUUGUCUGGUAUGGAAAAUUUAUUUAGAACUUCAGCUAUGUUUGAAUAAAGUUAAAAGUAAUCCAAUUUAUUUAUAAACUAAAAACAAAAGCCCACCCAGCCCUGAAAACCAGCACUUUGACAAACGGCACCAAGCUGUUUUCCCGCAGUGGGAUAACAAAUCGGCAUCGCUGCAGGGAGCAGGCGCCUUUGUUUUUAGUGCUCGGCCAUUGUUCUCACCUGCCUCGCAUUUAAAAGCUGCUCGGUGGCACGGAAGGUGGUUUGGUUGCAAAGGAACGUGGCUCCUACGUAAAGGCAGGGGCGCCGGCUGCCUGGCACUGCGGGAGGCGCGCUGGGGGGGGCGGUGAGCUAGACGCAGCGGCCGAGCAUGGUGGAAAGCGCGAGGCCGGCCUGGGUGCACCAAGUCUUUCUCCGCGUGAUGCCUCUGCUCUUUCCAGCUGGUUCGAGGUGAUGUCUGGUUCUAGGCACGUUCGCACUGAUGCUCCUCUUGGUCUUUGAAAACAAACGAAAGCAAGCCCAGUUUGCCCAGGACGACUGGUCACCAGAUGGAACUGCUGUCAGGUCCUCUGGGAACUGCCGAGGGGUGUUCAGUACAACCUAAGAAAACAACACUCCGAUUGUUGGUAUAACUCCAUACAUAUAUAUCUAUAUAUACAUAUAUAUAUCUGCAUAUGUAUAUCUGUAAUAUAGAUAUAUAUAUUUAAACCCUUUUCAUUCCAUUAGUACAAGUAACACUUGUUUCCUGUUAUUCUUAUUUUGUUUGUCAACCGUGUAUUUAAUCACUGGGCUGAACAACAGUGGAGGAAGGUGCGAGGGAUCCACUCCUUACUUACUAACCAGUGAUAAGAGCCAGAUAUUGCAACUUAACCCAUGAGUAGUUGCGCAGACAAGAAUUUAAGAAUGAUGUUAGAAACAACAGUAGUGGCCAGGGGUGCUGAAGAUACAGAACUACAAACAGGCAGGAGGGCUUCGAAGGAUGCCUCAGUUCAGAAACUGGUGGCUCAGGGAGGGCAAACGGCCUCUGAAAUGGAGCGCGGCCGGUAAAUCAGAACUGAGAAGCGUUUGUGUGGAGGCGCAUGAAAACAGAGGAUACAGAAAUGGGUAUUUACAAAGACACAGGGCUUGGCAGAAGUUGGAGGUAGUUUCCUGAGCUUAAUGCGUGGGACGGCAUCAGAGCUCAGGUAUCACAAUUCUGGUCGUUGGUACUUGUAAAUAAACCUCUGGACUUCCCAGUGGGGCGGUGAAUUCAGUACCGGGAGCGUAACGGUUGUCAUCAUUGGUCUGUAUCAGUCUCAACGUACAGUUGGUCUGUUUUGCAAGUACCUUAAGACUAGCACUAGUUUGUGUGUGUGCAUACGCGUGUGUGUUCAUCUUUUUUUUUUUUUUUUAAUGUGUUUUGUUGAUUAGUAAUCCAUUAGCAUUUUCCAUAGGGCUUUAAGUCCAGUAGAUUACGGGUAGUCAGUUGACGAAGAUCUGGUUUACAAGAACUAAUUAAAUGUUUCAUUGCGUUUUGUAAGUACAUAGAAUAAUUUUAUAAAAUGUUUGUAGUCUAUAAAUGCCUAAAAUAUAAUUUAAGGGCACUUUUCUGUGUCUGUGUAUGGGUGUGUCUGUAUGUGAUCAGUUUUUUUGAUGGUACCAGUUUACUAGCUAGCUUUACAAUAUGCCAAAAAGGAUCGCUAACGUGUCCAAUUCAUGGCGUGUCCCCCUACCCGCCCAAGCUUUGUGUCCCAGUAUAUAGCGAACGAAUAAAGGAGUUGGGGAAAUGUUCUGUAUCUUCAGUAUCCUGGUCUUCCAGAGCCCUCUGGUUGGGGUGGGAUCAUCUUAACUGGUCAUUUCGCUUUACUGUCUAGGGCAGUUAACUUAAUGGAUUACGAGAACCUCACUGGUCGGGGAAACAGAACGGGUUUUGCUGCUACCCAGUCUCACGUGUGCUGUUCAGUACCUGCUUUUCGCUGGCCGUGUGGUUUGAAGGACGCGACUGCAUAAGAGAAAGAGGGAAGAUGGUUUUCGUAAUUGCUAUUGAAGAACUAGGUGCAGAUUUCUUUACUUUAAAGUUCGUAUGCAGCCUCUAAAGACGCUGAGCACCGUUUGAAGCUUUGUUGCAAUGAGCAAGGCAGGGUCCCUAUUUAUUUUUAUUUAAGACUGUCGAAGAUCCCUUCCCCCUCACUCCCCCCAGAUUGGACUAACCACGUUGCUGAAGGGUUCCGAUGAUUUAGAUACUGUUUAAAAAUCAGCUCUUCUGUUUUCUGAACCAGUGAGGUUUGAGAUGAAAGGAUUGGCCAGAGUUCGUCUACCUCUGGGACAAAAACAAAACUAGAAAGUGCUAAGGAAUGGAUGCAGUUGCAAAUACAACAUUUUCCAAUUUUUCUUGUUUAAAUUUUUCUAAGAGAAAAUUAAACAAUAACAUGGCCAAUUUAUUACAUAAAAAGACUUGCUGUGUAUAAAUUAUUCCUAAAGAAAUUCCUGUGUUUAUAUUAAAAUGAAUCAGUAGAUAAAAAAAAAAUUUCAAAAUGUUUUUGUAUAUUCUGUUGUAAGAAUUUAUUCCUGUUAUUGCGAUAUACUCGGGAUUCUUUACAUUAUGAAAAGAAGAAACUUUGUCUAUUUUGAAUGGCUGAAGCUAAGGCUCCUUUAGUUUCUCUUACUCUGCUUUUUUCUAGUAGUUUCAGUACUACAUGAUUUAAGUUAAAUAAAAGAAUUCUGUAUGCA
Chroicocephalus ridibundus (black-headed gull) is the source of this 12320-nucleotide messenger RNA. It is a transcript of the gene IGF1R, whose product is annotated as insulin like growth factor 1 receptor. Lineage: Eukaryota; Metazoa; Chordata; Aves; Charadriiformes; Laridae. Gene Ontology annotation, biological process: protein autophosphorylation; positive regulation of kinase activity; insulin-like growth factor receptor signaling pathway. Gene Ontology annotation, molecular function: ATP binding; insulin receptor activity; phosphatidylinositol 3-kinase binding. Gene Ontology annotation, cellular component: insulin receptor complex; axon; plasma membrane. The record is from RefSeq and is a predicted model, not a curated record. The transcript is spliced from 21 exons. Bases 900 to 4991 code for a protein of 1363 amino acids.